ACACGAGGUUCGCCUUAGAGUUGUUAUGUGGCAUGCAUCGCGGGCUCCGCGCUACCCUGUGGCCGGCGCGAGAAAGAGCUUCCUCGCUCGCUAUCACAAGCGGUUAUCCUAUUGACUUACUGCUAACUGCGAAUUCGCCAAGGAGAUUUCACACAGAAGGUUCGGUCGUCGCUUCAACUAACGGCAACAGCGUUGAAGGCAGCAACAGCGACAGGCCGACGCGUCGGCAGGCCACGAACAUGGCGCCGCCUAACCCAAAGUUGAAGCUGCUGUGUUUACAUGGCUACAUGCAAAAUGCUGAGAUUUUCCGCAGUCGGCUGGGCUCCAUGCGCAAAGCGCUGAAGAGCCGGGUGGAGUUUGUGUUCGUGGAUGCGCCCUUUGAGGCCCAGGGCCUCCCCGACGAGGAUCCCGACGAGGUACAGGGGGUGCGGGAGGGGCGCUCCUGGUGGCAGUGGACGGACAGCGGGCCCGCGGCACGGCCAUCUAAGGCGUCAAGCUACACAGGCUGGGGUGCAGCCCAGGAGUUCUUAAUGGCAGCGCUGAAGGAGCACGAGC
This is a messenger RNA of Astrephomene gubernaculifera, 555 nucleotides long. The record is from the annotation of a GenBank genome assembly. NCBI's taxonomy places the organism in Eukaryota, Viridiplantae, Chlorophyta, Chlorophyceae, Chlamydomonadales, Astrephomenaceae.